GUUGUGAUGCAACCAUGACAUGACGUUAACUCGGGUUCCGGGGUGUAACUCCAGAUAACCCGAACAAGAGCUGACUCCGUUCAAGUAAAAACAGAUACCAGAAGCUAUAUUUCUGAUUAUAAUCGAUCCUCCAUUAUUAUGUCCUCAUCGCAAUCAAUUGCAGUCGUAACUGGCGGCGCCGGCGACAUCGGCCGCUCAGUCGCAGCGCACCUCUCCACAACCCACGACCUCGUCUUCAUCGUCGAUAUCGACAAACAAUUCCUCAGCACAGCCCUGAACUCGAAAGAGCUAGCAGGAAAUGAAAAGAUCCAGCCAUUUACAUGCGAUAUCGCCGAAGAGACAUACGUCCGGUCCAUGGGCGCCAUCAUCCUAUCGCAGGGUCAGGUGCGCACUCUCGUGAACAAUGCCGGCGGGACGUACGUGGGAUCACUGGAUAAAAUGUCGAGUCAGAGAUGGAGAGCCGAGAUGUCGUUGAACCUGGACACGACGUAUCUGUGCUUCAAGGCAUUUGCGGAGUCUAUCAAGGAAACGCGAGGGUCGGUGGUUAAUAUCACAUCCGUGAAUGCUCUGUCUGUAUUCGGAAACCCGGCAUACAGCGCUGCUAAAGCGGCUCUUAUCAACUUUACCAAGUCGAUUGCUGUGGAAUAUGGCAAGUUCGGGGUCCGGGCUAAUGCCGUUGCGCCGGGGACCAUCUUUACGAAAGCGUGGGAGGCCAAGGCUCGUGCAGGCAACAAUGUUUUCGACAAAAUAAAGGAGUGGUAUCCGUUAGAGCGCGCUAUUCAGCCGGAAGAUGUUGCAAAUGCUGUGACUUUUCUCGCUAGUGAUCAGGCAGCUGCUAUCACGGGGGUCUGUUUACCAGUCGAUUGUGGGUUAUUGGCUGGGCAGCCUUCUGUUGCUCGUGCAUUUGCGCAAUCUGAGGAUUAUUGAUGCUGGUCUUGAUCUGUUCUCGAAAAUGCCUACCAGACGUGUUCUGCAGUUGCCAUCCUAGGCCGGUACUUUCAAGGUGAAUGUGGCUAGAUUUUGCAUAGAGAUAAGGGUCACUCUUGCUGGAGGUCUGGAGUGGGAAAGUCCCCGGAGGAACAUUCAGGCUCAUUGCUUUCUUGGAUGUUCUAUACAUACACGGAUCCUCUUGUUGUAAUAUGAUACAUUCUAAUGGCCAUGAACACUUUUCUCGGGCACCAUAACAGGCGGAGAGAUUGGUGUCUCAGGAUCCGGUAAAUGACAUCGGAUAAUUUGUGCAAGCUGGUGAU
This is a messenger RNA of Aspergillus glaucus CBS 516.65, 1250 nucleotides long. RefSeq lists its product as uncharacterized. The record is from RefSeq and is a predicted model, not a curated record. The coding region runs from base 139 to 927 and encodes 262 amino acids. NCBI's taxonomy places the organism in Eukaryota, Fungi, Ascomycota, Eurotiomycetes, Eurotiales, Aspergillaceae. The transcript has a single exon.